CUUGACAGUUUUUGCUUAUUACAUGCCCUUCUUCCCAAAUAGUGCUGUACUUCAUAAACAUUUAUAUAUAACUGCUUCAUUGGCUGCACUGUCAUCUUUUUGCGGCACCGAAGAAAAAAGAUUGUAGGCUUUCUUUUAAUGGCGGGCUUUUGAGGUACUAACACGCUGUAUACUCUCUGUGUGCCUUUCUCUAACUUCAGUGGGGAAAAUUUUGAUUUUUUAGCGGAUUUGUGGAUGAUUGGAUCUGGCGCGUUGGUGGGAAUUGUUGGAGGAGGGACUUAAAUUCGUGGAUUUUAAUUCAUUUCUAGGUUUCAAAUUCAGUCAGUUAUUACAAUGCCUGGAAUUAUAACAGAUGGAUCUGAGAGGGUUCAGAAGAAUGAGGAACCAAGUGAACUAAAUUCAUCUUAUAUCAAAGAAAAUAAUAGCAUUUCCAGAUCUCCAAGAGAGGUUUCUGCAAGCCCGCUUACCCCACAAAGCUCAGCCCUUGAUCUACCUAUGGAGAAUUGUGUAGACACAUCCAUUCAGCGGCUUUACGAUAAUGUAUGUGAGAUGGAGAGCUCAAGCAAUGGCUCUCCUUCUCAUAGGAGCUUCGGAUCCGAUGGCGAGGAAUCUAGAAUCGACUCAGAGCUUUGUCAUCUUGUUGGUGGUGAGGUGAAGACUACUUCAGAAAUUGUGGAAGAAGGAGAUGAGAAUGAGAUCAACAACUCAAAUAAUGAGGUAAUUGAAAGAGAAACCAAAAUUGAAGAUAGGAAAUCCCCAACUAAGUCCUCAGCUUCAUCGAAGAAGUCAAAAAAACCUUCUCGAAUGGAAUUGGAAUCUGAUGCUUCCAUGAAAUCAAGCCCUAAGAAUAAUGAUGGUGUUACAAAAUCUGUAGCAAGAGCUAUUGCUAAGAAACAAAAAGGUAGAAUUGUGGAUUCAGCUGAAGACAGCCCUGAGUUCGGGCCUUUCCUUCUCAAACAUGCUCGAGAUUUGAUCUCUUCAGACAAUCAUAGAAGGGCUCUGAAGUAUGCACUUCGUGCGGCCAAGGUGUUUGAGAGAAUAGCUAAAGGGAAACCUAAUUUAGAUCUAGUCAUGAGCUUGCAUGUCAUAUCUGCAAUUCAAUGUAGUUUGGGAAAAUAUAGCGAGGCGAUCACUUUGCUUCAGAAGUCCAUAGAGAUUCCAGACCUUGAAUUAGGACAAGAUCAUGCUUUAGCCAAAUUUUCAGGGUGUAUGCAAUUGGGUGACACUUAUGCCAUGUUAGGCCAACUUGGGAGCUCAAUUCAGUGUUAUACUACUGGUUUGGAUAUUCAAAAGCAAGUAUUAGGAGCUACAGAUCCUAGAGUUGGGGAAACUUGCAGGUAUUUGGCUGAAGCACAUGUGCAAGCAUUGCAAUUCGAUGAUGCAGAGAAGUUAUGCCGAAUGGCGCUCGACAUCCAUAAGGACAAUGGCGAAGCCUCGUCCUUAGAGGAAACUGCAGACAGGAGGCUCAUGGGUCUUAUUUGUGAUACCAAGGGUGAUCAUGAGGCGGCUCUUGAGCAUCUAGUAAUGGCAAGCAUGUCUAUGGUAGCCAAUGGCCAGGAAACAGAAAUGGCUUCGGUGGAUUGCAGCAUUGGAGACAUCUACCUCUCCUUAGCUCGAUAUGAUGAAGCUGUAAUGGCAUACCAGAAGGCACUCUCAAUCUUCAAAUCAUCCAAGGGAGAGAACCACCCCAGUGUGGCUUUGGUGUUUGUUCGCCUUGCUGAUUUGUAUAAUAAGACUGGAAAGUUUAGGGAGUCAAGGUCUCAUUGUGAAAAUGCGCAAAGAAUCUACGGUAAACCGAUACCAGGAACCACUCCAGAGGAGAUUGCAAGUGGCCUUACAGAUGUUUCAGCAAUAUAUGAAUCCAUGAAUGAGCAUGAACAGGCUCUGAAGCUGCUUCAAAAGGCUUUGAAGUUGUACAACAAUGCUCCAGGUCAUCAAAGUACUAUUGCAGGGAUUGAGGCGCAGAUGGGUGUUUUGCAUUAUAUUUUAGGAAAUUAUAGUGCAUCUUAUGCAGCCUUCAAGAAUGCAAUUACAAAGCUAAGAUCUUGUGGUGAGAAGAAGUCCGUCUUCUUUGGCGUUGCUCUGAAUCAAAUGGGGAUAGUAUGUGUGCAAAGGUAUGCUAUAAAUGAGGCUGCUGAGUUGUUUGAGGAAGCAAGGAACAUUUUUGAGCUUGAAUAUGGACCAUAUCAUCCCGAAACACUUGGAGUUUAUAGCAAUCUUGCAGGAACCUAUGAUGCCAUGGGAAGGGUAGAUGAAGCCAUCAAACUUUUAGAACAUGUUGUCGAGGUUCGGGAGGUUAAACUAGGAACGGCGAACCCGGAUGUCGACGAUGAGAAGAGGAGAUUGGCUGAGUUGUUGAAAGAAACUGGAAGAGUCAGGAACAGGAGAGCCAAGUCAUUGGAACAUCUCCUUGAUGCCAACUCUCGUACAAAAACAAAUAAAGAUACAAUUGCAGCAUAAAUUGUAAAAAGAUCUCCUGCAGAUCUUUUUUCAAUGAAAUAUUCAUUUCAUAUUGGAAAGAUAGGAGAAGGGGGACAGAAUAGAAUGGUACAAUGAUAGCUUGUUUUGGUUGUAUAUUUAUUCUUACAGAUUAUAGGAAUUAUGAAAUUUGUUUCCUGUUCUUUUCAGAAAUAAGUAGCCUCCUGCUUUGUUUUCUGCAAGCUGUUACUGUAUUGAUGAACUAUUCAGUUUUGUUGGCAAUGAAAGAAUCCCACCGUGAUUAAGCUAUCUCA
Molecule: messenger RNA, 2732 nt
Organism: Dendrobium catenatum
Lineage: Eukaryota; Viridiplantae; Streptophyta; Magnoliopsida; Asparagales; Orchidaceae
Product: protein KINESIN LIGHT CHAIN-RELATED 2
Exons: 4
Coding region: 334-2460 (708 amino acids)
Molecular function (GO): protein binding
Source: RefSeq, a predicted model, not a curated record